Molecule: messenger RNA, 1620 nt
Organism: Morchella sextelata
Lineage: Eukaryota; Fungi; Ascomycota; Pezizomycetes; Pezizales; Morchellaceae
Exons: 1
Coding region: 1-1620 (539 amino acids)
Source: RefSeq, a predicted model, not a curated record
AUGUUUGGAGACUUCAGAUAUCUUCUAGUUUGGUGUUGCGCCCUCCUCACGGUUGGCGCCGUUAACGUCCCAGUCCUCAUAACCGAACGGCGCCGGAUGACCAACGAAGAGGCCAUCCAGCUCACUAGUGACCUUUUUGGCACAGACGAUUACUCCUUCACCGUAUCUGAUGAACGUGUCUACGUUGAAUCCGCAGAUAGACUGAAGCAUUUGGAGUACGACACCGUCUCUGGCGGAAUCACCGCAGCAGACGACUCCGAGCCCUGGAGUCCGGCUGCGGGACCCCCGGGAAAUCUACCGAGUGAGCCUCAAGCCAUGGAGAUGGCAAUUGAGAUCACAAAACGCCUCAACAUACUGCCCGCAGACGGACUGCUACCCGCAGAGAUCGAGCUCAUCAUCAAGAGCGACCGCACCAGCGGAACAUACGUGGCCCAUGAGUAUAGCGACGGCGCCGGGGGAUACAUCCGCGAAGAUUACCUCAUUGAUGUUUCUGCAUUCUUCGAUAUCUCGAUCAAGGUGCCUGAUUAUCCAGAGCCACUCCUGCUCACGGGCGGAGGAGGAAAGUUCAAAGUCGCGUUCGGCAGCAACUGCAGGUUGAAGGAGUUCCAAGCGCUCUGGCGACCCAUUGUCGGUUCAAAGCCGUACGAAAUCAUGCCCCAGGAGGAGGCGGACCGUCUAUACCAGCAAUCUCUGGGCGCUCUCGCAGGCACGGCUACCAAUAUCACCUCCUUCCUGGCCUACUACUCCGAACCGUUCGGAACGCUGCAGAAAUUGAUGUACCCCAUGUAUGUAUAUGAAGGAAAUGCUGUUGUCGGCGACGAGUCGAUUCCAAUCCGGCCCCAGGCCACCCGCGGGGGUGACGGGACUGGUUCAAGCCAUCCAGGGAUGAAGCAGUUUCCCAAACGCCAAGCCCUCGACGAUGCCAAACUAUUCGAGGCAGCGUCCGAAUGGCUUGGAGAGCCAUAUGGUCUAACUCUCGCCAAGAGGAACGCGGACGGUUUCAGGAACGGGGUCCAAGAUACCGCACCCCUCGGUGUAUAUAGGUAUGAGAAGAGUAACAAGGACGUCCUGGAAUCUGAUUUCGUGAGCGAGGCCGAUACCUGGGCGGACACGGUCGACAUGCUCUUCUACACCGGCCAUGCGAACAGGAACGGCUGGAUGGUUGCCGAGCCAGGUACGGGAGCUGAGAUGUUUAUCGACUACAGAAGCUUCGGGGCGGGUCCGGAGGUGCCAGGAGACCUGCUUGGGCAGCAGGACCUCGAAUGGCUCAUCAUUGCUGCUUGCGGGCCGCACCAGGACCAGCACAUCAAUCCGAGUGACGGGAACGUGUUUGAUAGGUGGAGGGGGAUCUUCGAUGGACUGCACAUCAUGUUCGGAUACGCCACUGCGUCGGUCGAUUCGUCGGAAGAGGGGGGGAGGUUUAUGAAGUACGCCCAGGAGGGUGACACCCUGAUCAAUGCCUGGUUCCGUGCCGCAAAGGAAUUGCAAACGUCGGAGGUUAUUGUGUCGGCGAUGUGGACGGAUGAUGCUUGGGAUGACCAUCUUCCAGGGUACGGAUGUGUCUCCAGCGACAAUACGUUGGGCUCACAGGAGAGGUGGAUCAUGUGGACGACGUGUUAG